CACCUGAGCUCGAAGAUUGGACAUGGACCUGUACAAACAGGGGUAGAACAUUCACACCCCGAAUGCUGAAAUUUUCAAAGGAAGUUGUACUUUCGGUUUGAUGCGAGAUUAGUCCCGUCGUCACAGUAACUGACAGCAAAUCAGUUUCUCGACGCACAAACGCAUCACCAAGGCUGAAACUCACUUCUUUCUAAAAGUCAGCGUGACUGUGAGGUGGCAAAGAUGGAUGAGCUUGACUUCCUUCUGGAGGAACUGUCCCGGACGUCUUCCCAGGAUGCAGAUGCUAUUCCUCAGGCUAGUGUGGGAGUAACUGGGACAGGAGAAGCAAGCAGUAAACCUGGGCAGAUCACUCCAGUGUACACCACCAAACUGCCAGCUGAGGAUACAUCCAGCGUCCACGUCUACAGCCAAAUCCCGGACCAGGUGCAGACCACGCUGCUGAGCCCCGGCUCUGCCACAAGGGAGCUGGACUCCAUUAUGCAGCACCUUCUGGGCCUGGAACAAGGGCUCUGCGAUUCUCCCACAACCUCGGCACCGUCCCCACUCAUUCCAAAAUCGGGACAGGAGGGGGAGAAGACGGAGAGGAAGGGGGUGGAUGAGGGACAAGCGAAGGGAGGAAAGGACAGUGUGUUGGGCACAUGUGACAAUGCGUCCAACAAGGAGGUCAAACCCAGCAAAGCCGGUGCCUCCAUAGAUGAUCUCCUAGGCAGACUGGCCUCCGAUAUGGAGAAGAUGGGAGUGCAGACCUCAGCCAAGGGCCAUUGUGCAUCCUGUGGGAAGUGCAUUGUGGGAAAGUUCAUCACGGCCCUGGGGCAGGUGUGGCACCCGGAGCACUUUGUCUGCCUGAUCUGUCGCGUGGAGCUGGGCACCACCGGCUAUUUCGAGAGGGAGGGGGAGGCCUACUGCCAGAAGGACUACCAGAACCUCUUCUCUCCUCGCUGUGGCUAUUGCAAGGCCCCAAUUCUGCAGAACAUCCUGACAGCCAUGAACCAAUCCUGGCACCCUGAGCACUUCUUCUGCGCCGAGUGUGGAGAGGUGUUUGGUUCUGAGGGGUACAUGGAGCACGAGGGCAAGCCUUACUGCUGCAAUGACUUUUACCGGCUCUUCGCGCCCAAGUGCUCUGGCUGCGGAAAGCCAGUGCAGGAGAACUACCUGUCUGCGGCCAACGGGACCUGGCACCCACAAUGCUUCGUCUGUGCUGUAUGUCGCCUUCUGCCCGGACCGGCGUGAGGGCCAUCUGUACCAUAUGUGUGCCACAAACACGCCAUCCUUACACACAAAGCCAGGGGGCGCUCAUGAGCAGUGUUCGUUGUCCUUAUGCAGGGGUGUUGCAUUGCUAAUAGGCAUGAUUAUCGAUUGGAGGGUUUUUCCUGGAGGACAGACUGUAAGAUCUGUCACAGAAACAAAGCGUCACCACAUUCUAGAUGCAAA
Messenger RNA from Paramormyrops kingsleyae, 1431 nucleotides. The record is from RefSeq and is a predicted model, not a curated record. Lineage: Eukaryota; Metazoa; Chordata; Actinopteri; Osteoglossiformes; Mormyridae.